ACAAAUAAACAAACAAAUAUACGCUUGCUGCCUGUAGUGGACCAACGCCGAUUUUCUAAUCGGCAAAGCGGCACACAAUGUGGGAAAAAUGUCGUUUAUGUUUAAAGAAAAUAGGUGCCAGAAAGGGAGCGUCCAUCACCGACGACGAAUUCGGCGCCAUGCUGAGCCGUGUGUUCACCUUCCCGGUUGCCGUUACCGAAUCCGUUUUGCUGGUAAAUGUUUGUGCCAAAUGUGCGUUGAUGGUGCGAAAUUUUAACGCCUUUAGUAAAGAGGUCGAGACAAAUCAGAACGUUUUGUUAAGCGAGUUAAUGGUGGAGCAGAAAGGUAGGAAACUGGAUGAUGUUCCACAUGGCACGGUGGAAAAGGAAGAGCAUACUCAAGUAAUCUCAUCACGAGAGCCAACUGUGGAGCCAAAAGGACGGGAAGUGGAAGAUGUUAAACAUUGCCAUUCACUGACAAAGCCUGUCCUCGAUCAAGAAUCUGAAACAAAUGAAAAAAAGCUCGUGGAAAAGCUCGCUGAUGAUGAUGAUCAGACCACUAGUAUGCUGCCCAUAGAGGAUAUGGAAGUGCUGCUAAAAGAACAGCUGGAUGAUGACUUUUCCUCGGACGACAACAACAGCACAACACACACCGAUGACAAAACCCCGAACAGUUGCAGCAAAAAGCCCGACCUGCACGAGAACGAUCGCAUCAUUAUGGAGUUUUUCGAGAUGCGCUGCGAGCUCUGCCCGAAACAGGCCGAACAAAGCUUCGAUCGGUUCUACACGCUGCAGCGGCACUAUCGCGUGGCGCACCAGUGUCGCGGAUUUUUGCGCUGCUGCGGCAGAAAGCUUUACCGUCGGUUUCGCGUCAUGGAACACAUCCAGUCACAUCGCGGCACGAUCCGGUGCGGGAUUUGCGACAAGCCGUUUAAAAGCAAGAGCUACCUGAUGCGCCACAAUGCCGAGCAGCACGUGGCCGAGGGACCGUCCUUCGCCUGCCAGCACUGUGAGCGAACGUUUCACACCCAGCGGCAGCUGAAUCAGCACCUGCCCGCACACGAAACGACGGUGUGCAAGAUCUGCGGCAAAACGGUGAACGUCCGGUACCUGAAGCAGCAUACCGCACUGAUACACGGCACGGUACGCCAGGGCUACAUGUGCGAUCUGUGCGGGAAGAACUUUUCCAGCAGCUUGGCGCUGGACCGGCACAUCAAGCAGCACCAGGGCAUCGAGACGAUCGAGAAGCUAGACUGUCCGCACUGUGGCAAGCAGCUGAACGGGAAGUACAACCUGCAGAAGCACGUGCGCUGCAUGCAUGUGGAGGCGGGCAAGAGCUACCGGUGCGAGGUGUGCGGCCACUUCAGCCCGAACAGUGUGGCGCUGGAGAACCACAAAAAGCGGGUGCACACGGGCGAACACUUUGAGUGUGGGGAGUGUGGCAAGCGGUUCAAGCAGAAGAUUUACCUGACGGAGCACGUGGCGGCGCUGCACACGCGCAAACCGCUGUACGCGUGCGAGUUUUGCGAGGCUACGUUCAAGUCGAGGGCGAACUACUACACGCACCGGAAGACCCGGCACCGGGCAGAGUGGGAAGCGCUCAGGGAGGAGAGGAAACAAGGGGAGGGCAAGAGAUUGUUUGCCGCGGCGGAUGUGAUCACUGGAGUCGUCUAGGGAAUGGUUUGUUUUUGGAGAUGUGUACGAGGUUUUGCUGUGUUUGUAAUUACGAAAAGAUUAAAUUAUUUUAAUGCAAUUCGACCUAUUUGAUAUUAAAUUGAAUAUUUGCAAAAGCAGGCAAAAUGGUUUUUUUUUAUAAAAUGGAAAUUAAUCCAAAAUUAAUUAAUUUAAUUUGUGCAUCUCUUGCCAGUUUUGUUAAAUAAUGAUGCAUCUUUCCCACCAAAGCAUUAUCUCCGAAUCAGCUCAAAACCCCCUCUGUGGAACCAUCUCAGUCGGGACCUCUUGUUCUUGUGGACAGGUCUAAAACCUGUUUCACAAAGUCGAACUGUUCGGUGUAAUUCUCCUCACAUGACCAGCAUACAAAUAUGUAUCAUUGCAUUAGAAAAUCGCGAUUUUGUAUAAUUAAAUAGCAUUUGACCAUAAAUUUCCUUAAAUCCAUACGUGACACCUAACUUAUGAUGGGAUUUGGGAAUACAGUGGAGCGCCGUUUAUUCGGCUUUCCGUUUAUCCGUGCUGUUGAGAAAUGACAGUUCAAUACAAAAGUGACAUUGGGAUAUUUUGUUAUUUAUUUUGUUAUUUAUUUAUUAAAAUUCAACGGACCGCAAGUGGCCCACUUGAAGCGAAUUCAUUUACAUUAAUUCAUUAUGAGGAGGAUAUUUGAAAAAGCGGUUAUAAGAGCACAUUGUCAUAACAAAAACACUAUAAUUCAUGGCAAAUUUUUAAAAUUCUCUUUCGAAAAACAUGAAGUUUAUAAAAACUGGGUUAUUUUUAUCAAAAAAUAAGAAAAAUUUCCAAAAAAUAACCAGGAAUUGGUGAUAAAAUAUAUCAUUUGACUCAUUAUCCGUGUUAUUCGCUUAUCCGGGCGAAGUCAAGUCCCGAGAAGCCCGGAUAAACGGCGUUCCACUGUAUUAGUAUGUGCGCUACAUAGAGAA
Messenger RNA from Anopheles coluzzii, 2587 nucleotides. Its product is annotated as zinc finger protein 135-like. Gene Ontology annotation, molecular function: DNA-binding transcription factor activity; zinc ion binding. NCBI's taxonomy places the organism in Eukaryota, Metazoa, Arthropoda, Insecta, Diptera, Culicidae. The coding region runs from base 78 to 1652 and encodes 524 amino acids. The record is from RefSeq and is a predicted model, not a curated record. Gene Ontology annotation, cellular component: nucleus. The transcript has 2 exons.